AUGGCCAAUUCACGCCGCGCUGUGGCUGCGGCUGUUCUCGUAUUUCUCAUCUUUUUCCUCACAUUACGCUCACACAGCUCGCCCGCGCAAUCGAGAGGCAGUGCCAUCCGCGCGCACGCUGCGUCAUCCGGCAAUGCUCACGACGACUCAAUGCGAGCGGUUCCGCAGAAGCCCAUGAUUGACAUGUCGCGAAUGUCCACGUACGACAAGCUUGCCUACGCGUAUCCCUACGACAUCGAGACCAAGUUCCCCAACUACAUCUGGCAAACUUGGAAGACAACGCCGGCCGACAGCAAUUUCGCCUUCCGCGAGCAGGAGGCAUCCUGGACCCUCCAGCACCCGACAUUCGUACACGAAGUCAUAACCGACAGCGUUGCUGAAAGCUUGCUUCAGCUCUUCUACGCCGCCGUUCCCGAAGUCCUCGAGACCUACAAUGCGUUGCCCUUGCCUGUUCUCAAGGCAGACUUCUUCCGCUAUCUGAUUCUGUUUGCGCGAGGCGGCAUCUAUUCCGACAUCGAUACCUAUGCCAUCAAGAGCGCUAUAGAAUGGGUCCCCUCGCACAUUCCUCGCGAGACUAUUGGCCUGGUCGUUGGUAUUGAGGCCGAUCCCGAUCGCCCAGACUGGGCAGAAUGGUACAGUCGCCGAAUUCAGUUCUGCCAGUGGACCAUUCAGAGCAAGCCCGGCCAUCCGGUGCUUCGAGACAUCAUUACCCGAAUCACCAACUCUACACUCGCAUUGAAGCGGGACGGCAAGCUUUCCUCGUUCCAGGGCAAGAACGUGGUUAAUCUGACUGGCCCUGCUGUGUGGACGGAUACCAUUAUGGACUACCUCAACGACGGCCACUUCUUUGACAUGAGAAAGAGCCAAGGCAAAAUUGACUGGCACAAUUUUACGGGUAUGGAAACGAGCAAGCGGGUGGGUGAUGUCAUUGUGUUGCCCAUCACCAGCUUUUCACCUGGCGUGGAGCAGAUGGGCUCCAAGGAUUACGACGAUCCAAUGGCGUUUGUCAAGCAUGACUUUGAGGGUACGUAG
Metarhizium brunneum ARSEF 3297 is the source of this 1032-nucleotide messenger RNA. Its product is annotated as Initiation-specific alpha-1,6-mannosyltransferase. Gene Ontology annotation, cellular component: mannan polymerase complex. Gene Ontology annotation, biological process: protein N-linked glycosylation. Gene Ontology annotation, molecular function: alpha-1,6-mannosyltransferase activity. The record is from RefSeq and is a predicted model, not a curated record. NCBI's taxonomy places the organism in Eukaryota, Fungi, Ascomycota, Sordariomycetes, Hypocreales, Clavicipitaceae.